AUGAACGCUGGACCCCCUUUGGCUCGCGACGAUGAUGGAGCCAGUGCUUUGAGGGGCGAGAAUGAGGUUGGAGGUGCUGAAACACAGGCCAGCGUUGAGAACAGGGCGCAACCACCAGCUAGUAGUCCUGCCACUUCGACUUCAAACUCCAAGUUCAGCUUCGCCUUCAAGGCCACGAGCAAAGCUCCAGUGACGGCACCGAAACUGGAAAUAUCUCAGAAGCUUAGCGCCCCUGCUAAGAAAGAGCAGCCGCCUUCGUUAGCCGAUGAGCGGUAUCGAGAGCGCGAUCAAGGUCGACUCCACGAGCGAGAGCGCGAACGGGACCGUUAUAGAGAUCGGGAGAGAGAGCGCGAUCGGGAUCGCGAGCGAGAACGCGAACGCGAACGUUUCCGUGAGCGGGAAUCAGACCGAGCUGUCGACAGGUCACGCGACAUACCACGGGACGCUCCCCGGGGACCAGCUUCGUCCAGGCCACAACCGCCGUUGCAACCUGAGAGACCGCGCACACGGAUGGUGAAGAAGAUCGAGCGCAGACUCAAGCCGAAACCUCAACUACCAGAGGAUCUGCGCACCUCGUGGUCGAUUUUCUUCCGCAAGCAGGGCAACGAGUCUGUCAUCGGCUCUGGCACGUAUGGAAAAGUUUACAAAGGUGUGCAUGUCUACACGAAGAAGCUUGUCGCCCUGAAGAAGAUCCGCAUGGAGGGAGAGCGGGAUGGAUUUCCUGUCACCGCCAUCCGCGAAAUUAAGCUUCUUCAAUCGCUCAAGCAUAAGAACAUCGUCGACCUGCAAGAGGUCAUGAUUGAGAAGAAUGACUGCUAUAUGGUCUUCGAAUAUCUCUCACAUGACCUGACUGGCCUGCUCAACCAUCCAUCCUACACACUUGAUCCUGCACAGAGAAAGCAUCUGGCAAUGCAGCUAUUCGAAGGGCUCGACUAUUUACAUCAACGCGGCGUGCUCCACCGCGAUAUCAAGGCAGCCAACAUCCUAGUCAGCAGCAGUGGCAUCCUCAAGUUUGCCGAUUUCGGCCUCGCUCGGUUCUACGCCAAACGGCAUCAAUACGACUAUACCAAUCGUGUCGUGACAAUUUGGUAUCGCUCGCCCGAGCUCUUGCUCGGCGAGACCCAGUAUGGAGCAGCCGUCGACAUUUGGAGUGCUGCUUGUGUCAUGGUUGAGAUAUUCACCAGGCACGCGAUUUUUCCUGGCGAUGGGAGUGAGAUCAACCAGCUGGACACCAUCUAUGCCGUUCUGGGCACGCCGAACAAGCAGGAGUGGCCUAAUCUGCCUGAGAUGCCCUGGUUUGAGCUCCUCAGACCGGGCUACAGGCGUCCCAGCGCCUUUGUUGAGAAGUACCAAGAGAAGCUGCCCGCUGCAGCAUUUGAUCUUUUAUCUCAAAUGUUCCAGUACGACCCUGCGAAGCGUCCAUCGGCGGCUGAAGUUUUGCAACACGCUUACUUUACCACCGAGCUCCCGAAAGCCAGGCAGGCCAUCGAACUUGAGAACAUUCAGGGUGAUUGGCACGAACUUGAGUCCAAAGCCCUGCGACGGGAAAAGGAGCGCCAGGACCGUGAGGCGCGAAAAGCCGCUGCUGCUGCCAAAGACGCCGCCAACAGCAUCGCCAGCGCUGGCAACAUGCCAAGCAAACACAAGGAGCGCAAGAGGCCACCAGACGGCCAUGAUGCGCAGCGCGAGCCGAAGAGACAUCACGUGCAGCAGCAGUUGAGUGGUAAUGGCGGCGCUCCUGCAGCCGGCGCAGCAGAGGAGGGACUCGCUUCUGCAAUUUGA
Molecule: messenger RNA, 1782 nt
Organism: Microdochium trichocladiopsis
Lineage: Eukaryota; Fungi; Ascomycota; Sordariomycetes; Xylariales; Microdochiaceae
Product: kinase-like domain-containing protein
Exons: 2
Coding region: 1-1782 (593 amino acids)
Biological process (GO): positive regulation of transcription elongation by RNA polymerase II; protein phosphorylation; transcription elongation by RNA polymerase II
Cellular component (GO): nucleus; cyclin/CDK positive transcription elongation factor complex
Molecular function (GO): cyclin binding; ATP binding; RNA polymerase II CTD heptapeptide repeat kinase activity
Source: RefSeq, a predicted model, not a curated record